Fraxinus pennsylvanica is the source of this 558-nucleotide messenger RNA. The record is from the annotation of a GenBank genome assembly. Lineage: Eukaryota; Viridiplantae; Streptophyta; Magnoliopsida; Lamiales; Oleaceae.
AUGGAAAGCACCACCGCGGAGCCAAGUGUAUGCCUGGAAGCUGGGGCGGAGCAACUGUCAACGGCGGCAGAAUCAGGGGAGCAGAUGAAGAUACUGGUGGCGAUUGACGAUAGCGACGAAAGCUUCUAUGCACUGGGAUGGGUUCUUGACAAAUUCUUCCAGCAACCAUUGGCACUGGGUCAUGGUGUGCUCACAAUUAUGCACGUAAUUGAGCCAUUCCCCAACUACGUCUUCCCCGGCGCACCCACUAUUUUUCCAACAACUUCACUACAUUCCGUGAAAAAAGUGGAACAACAAAAUGCUUCAGCGUUACUCAAUCAUGCUCUGCAGAUUUGUACUGAGAAAAAGGUAGAAGCAAAAACUUCACUCCUUGAGGGAGAUCCAAAGGAAGUGAUUUGUGAAGCUGCAGGGCUCAUGCAAAUGGAUCUUGUUGUUGUAGGUAGCCGUGGACUUGGAAUGAUCAAGAGGGCGUUCUUGGGAAGUGUUAGUGAUUAUGUUGCUCAUCACGCAAAAUGUGCCGUUCUCAUCAUAAAGCCAUCGAAAGAAUCCCAAAAAUAG